GGCUUGGGCGCUGCGGCGGUAGGAGGAGGACGGGGAAGGACGGAGCCCUGCCACGGCUGCCUCCCUCGCUCUCUACCUCGCGCACUCGCCCGCCCCCUCCCUCCCUCCCCUCCCUUCCCCGGCCCCGGCUCCGGCCCCGGCCCAUUCGCUGUUCCGUCUUCUGCAGGGAGGAUGUCGGGCUCGUCGCUCCCCAGUGCCCUGGCCCUCUCGCUGUUGCUGGUUUCUGGCUCCCUCCUCCCAGGGCCAGGCGCCGCUCAGAACGCUGGGUUUGUCAAGUCGCCCAUGUCAGAAACUAAGCUCACUGGGGACGCCUUUGAGCUGUACUGUGACGUGGUCGGGAGCCCCACGCCAGAGAUCCAGUGGUGGUACGCAGAAGUCAACCGGGCAGAGUCUUUCAGACAGCUGUGGGACGGUGCUCGGAAGCGCCGUGUCACCGUAAACACCGCCUACGGGGCAAACGGCGUGAGUGUGCUGAGAAUAACCCGGCUCACCUUGGAGGACUCUGGGACUUACGAGUGCAGGGCCAGCAACGACCCCAAGAGGAAUGACUUGAGGCAAAACCCUUCCAUAACAUGGAUUCGAGCCCAGGCUACCAUAAGCGUGCUUCAGAAACCAAGGAUUGCCACCAGUGAAGAAGUCAUUAUUCGAGAAAGCCCUGCGCCCUCUGUUACCCUGCAGUGUAACCUCACCUCCAACUCUCACACCCUUACAUACAGCUACUGGACAAAGAAUGGGGUAGAACUGACUGCCACUCGUAAGAAUGCCAGCAACAUGGAAUACAGGAUCAAUAAGCCGAGAGCUGAGGAUUCAGGCGAAUACCACUGUGUAUAUCAGUUUCUCAGUGCUCCUAAAGCAAAUGCCACCAUUGAAGUAAAAGCUGCUCCUGACAUCACUGGCCAUAAACGGAGUGAGAACAAGAAUGAAGGGCAGGAUGCCAUGAUGUACUGCAAGUCAGUUGGCUACCCCCACCCAGAGUGGACAUGGCACAAGAAGGAGAAUGGUAUGCUCGUGGAUAUUGUCAAUACCUCUGGCCGCUUCAUCAUCAUCAACAGGGAAAAUUACACUGAGCUGAGCAUCACUAACCUCCAGAUCACAGAAGACCCUGGCGAGUAUGAAUGUAAUGCUACCAACUCCAUUGGCUCUGUCUCCGUUGUCACCAUCCUCAGGGUACGGAGCCACCUGGCCCCACUCUGGCCUUUCUUGGGAAUUCUGGCAGAAAUCAUCAUCCUUGUGGUGAUCAUUGUUGUAUAUGAAAAGAGGAAGAGGCCAGAUGAAGUUCCUGACGACGAUGAACCAGCUGGGCCAAUGAAAACCAACUCUACCAACAAUCACAAAGAUAAAAACUUGCGCCAGAGAAACACAAAUUAAAUACUACUUAUAAUAUCUUUAGGUUCCUGAAACUGGUGGCAACAGGACCUGCUAAAUUUUCUGCUUGGACCUCUUUGGUUCUUUCCCCUUUCAAGUGAGCAGCACCAUGAUGACUGUCUAAAGCAUGCCUUAUCUAGCCUCUCCUGUAAGGGUGAUCUAGCCAGGUACAUUUUAAACAAUGCUUCAGUGUAGAAGGUGUAAACUAUUUUGGGCUUGAUGUGCUGUGAAUGUUGCUUUUAUUUUAUUUUUUUGUUAAAAUAUUUAAAUAGAAGUGAAAAGGUGACCCCUGAGGGUCAGAUCAUGCAUGCGCCAUUUUUUACUUAAUGCAGCUGUUAAAUUGGCAAAGCUCUAAAAUGCACUGCUGCCAUCUAGUGAUACAUUUUUGUAAAGUUCUGCAAAACAUACAGAUAUAUACAGUAUAUAAAUAUAUAUAUAUAUAUAUUUAUAUUUUUUGGGGUGGGAGAAAUCCAAAAUAAAUGCUUGUUUCAUUUUUAAGCUGCUGAUACUCAUUCCUUAUUGUAUGUUGUCAGAUGAGGAAACUGUUCAGUUCUGGUACAUAAAGAUGAGUAAUAUAAACUGAAAUCUAUAAUUCUAAGGGCUUAACAUGACUUUGAUAAGAAGCUGGAACAAUUCACUGAAUGGAUAUAAUGAAUUACAGUAUAUAUGUAUGAUUGCUUUUAAAAUGAUUAUUCUUUCUUUUGUUAAAUCAUGUAAAUUCCUAAAUCCUUUUGCACUGAUGUGUUAAAACCUAAUUGUACAUUGAGUUAAGGCAAACUUUUAUAAUUUACCUUUUGUUUUCAAUGAUCUUGAAAUGUUAAAGCAUGGUAUUCUAUGCAACUAGUUAUUCUUUGAGGUUGACACUGUAUUUUUUCAUUGAUUGAGUGUAGAUUUUCACACCCAGCAGGGUUCUCACGCGGUGCGUAAUUGGUAGAUGCAUGUACUUGUGUUUUGUGUAAUUGCUGAAGUGCAAUGAUGUAAAAAGUGGAGUCACCUGUUUUUAAAAAUAAAACUGAUAAAAGGUG
This is a messenger RNA of Bubalus bubalis (water buffalo), 2390 nucleotides long. RefSeq names its product neuroplastin (gene NPTN). Gene Ontology annotation, biological process: homophilic cell-cell adhesion; axon guidance; dendrite self-avoidance. The coding region runs from base 172 to 1368 and encodes 398 amino acids. NCBI's taxonomy places the organism in Eukaryota, Metazoa, Chordata, Mammalia, Artiodactyla, Bovidae. Gene Ontology annotation, molecular function: cell-cell adhesion mediator activity. The record is from RefSeq and is a predicted model, not a curated record. Gene Ontology annotation, cellular component: plasma membrane; axon. The transcript is spliced from 9 exons.